This is a messenger RNA of Hylaeus volcanicus, 3730 nucleotides long. It is a transcript of the gene Gcn2, whose product is annotated as eIF-2-alpha kinase GCN2. The record is from RefSeq and is a predicted model, not a curated record. The annotation marks the transcript as partial. NCBI's taxonomy places the organism in Eukaryota, Metazoa, Arthropoda, Insecta, Hymenoptera, Colletidae. Gene Ontology annotation, biological process: protein phosphorylation. The transcript is spliced from 9 exons. Gene Ontology annotation, cellular component: cytosol. Gene Ontology annotation, molecular function: ATP binding; eukaryotic translation initiation factor 2alpha kinase activity.
UAUACGUUAGUCAAACCUGAACAAGAGUUUCCCAGCAUCCAAGGAAGAGGUGGAAAAAAAGCCGAUAUAUACCGUUUCGGUGCUCUUAUGUUUUCUCUACUGAAUGGAGUCAUUGCUUCUGGAGAUAAAAUCGAUCCAACAGUGAUCACUCAGCCUGAUCUCCAGGAUUUUUUAUUAAAGUGCCUUACUAAUGACGAACGAAAGCGAUGGUCCGCUGAACAAUUAUUACAGCACACCUUCAUUAAAGCACCUUUAGUUCGUGCUCUCUCGCCACCGAAAGUACCACGCAGAGAUGAACAGAAAAACCACGAACCCGAAGAAACAGACACGGACAUUCGGCAAUACCUACCGCCUUUGGGUGGCCACUCAAGAAUUACAAAUGAAUUCGAAGUUCUCGAAUGGCUCGGCAAAGGUGCUUUUGGCGAUGUUCUUAAAGUAAAAAAUAAAUUGGAUGGUGGAAUUUACGCUAUUAAAAGAAUAGAACUUAAUCCAAAGAACAAGCAACUCAAUAGAAAAAUCACCAGGGAAGUCAAAUUAUUGUCACGCAUGAAUCACGAAAAUGUUGUGCGAUAUUAUAAUUCCUGGAUCGAAAGCGCUACAAUAACCGACGAAGUUGAAGAGAAAUAUACGACACCUUUAGCAAAGAAAAGUCAGGAUUUGCUUAAUCAUUUAGCUACGGAUGAUAUCGAAAAAUUGGCACCACCGUUGCAAGAUGUCGAAUGGAAUGUUUCAUAUAAAUCUCGAACGAAUACAACCCUUCCGCCAGAUAGCGACGAGGACAACAGCGAUGCAUCCAGUGAUACCGACAGUGACGAAGAUUGUGCGUUUUUGAUGCGAAACUUUUUGAGAAUCGAUUCCUCCGAUAGUAUAGAGUUUGAAAAGGAUUCAAAUUGUCAAGAAACCGUGUCAAGUGUAAAAGAAGAUGAGACUGGGGAUACGUAUUCAUCUAAGGCAACAGUAAGAGAGAUACAAUUCAUGUACAUUCAAAUGGAAUUCUGUGAAAAGAGCACUCUACGUACAGCGAUUGAUGCAGGCCUUUACGAAGAUCAAGAAAGAGUGUGGAGGUUAUUCCGAGAAAUUGUUGAAGGUCUAGCGCAUAUUCAUCAACAGGGAAUGAUACAUAGAGACUUAAAACCAGUCAACAUAUUUUUAGACAGUAACGAUCAUGUAAAAAUUGGAGAUUUUGGCCUGGCUACUACAAAUAUAUUGUCUUCAUUUGUGCAAACUAUGGAAACCGAUAAAGAGUCUCAAGUUUUCGAAAAAGGGAUCAGCUUUGGCACAGAAGACGUAGGUUCUCUAACAGGGCAAGUAGGCACAGCACUUUAUGUAGCUCCUGAACUUACAACGAAAGCUGCGAAAGCCAUUUACAAUCAAAAAGUUGAUAUUUAUAGUCUUGGAAUAAUACUAUUCGAAAUGUGUUACAAACCACUAACAACAGGAAUGGAGCGCAUCAAGGUUUUACUUAAUCUACGGUCGAAAGAAAUCAUAAUUCCAACAGAAAUGCUACAGACAGACAUGCCACUACAAAUCCAUAUCUUACGGUGGCUAUUGAAUCACGAUCCCAGUCAACGACCCACAGCUCAAGAACUUCUCUCCUCGCAAUAUCUACCACCUCUUCGACUCGAAGAAACGGAAUUGCAAGAAAUGAUUCGGCGCACACUUUCAAACAACCAAACCAAAGCAUACAAAUAUUUAAUUUCUUGCUGUUUCACUCAAGAAGUCACACCUGCGGACGAUAUUACUUACGACAUGAAUCUACCUAGUAGAGGACAUAUCAAUUUUUUUUCUUGGAAAAAGUAUCAAGAUGGAGUGAAGUGCAAAGUAAUAGAGGUUUUUCAAAGACACGGUGGAGUUUGUCUCGAAACGCCACUUCUGAUGCCAAAAUCACGUCAGUCCUGUGGCUUUUCAGAUUCUAAUGUAAAAUUAAUGACACGUAAUGGAAAUAUUGUUUACAUUCCUCAUGAUCUACGUGCCCCAUUUGCAAGAUACAUUGUGUGGAAUAAUGUUCUCCAUAUCAGAAGAUAUGCUAUUGAAAGAGUCUUUAGAGAAAAGAAGGUUCUGGGUUUUCAUCCCAGAGAAUUUUACGAAUGCGCAUUUGACAUCAUAAGUCCUACUGCCAAUAAUCUGUUAAUGGAAGCUGAAUUAAUAUACAUCGUAUGGGAAGUCAUCAACGAAUUACCCCAAUUACAAGAACGAAAUUUCACUAUUCGUCUGAACCAUACUUCUUUAUUGAAAGCAGUGUUAAUGUACUGUGGUAUCGACCAAGAAAAAUAUCAAGACAUUUAUUCAAUUCUUCGAGACGCGCGUGACGGAAAAUUUUCGAGAUUUCAAAUACAAACGCACUUGAUAAGUUUGUGCCUGACUGACCAGGCUAUGGAGACAUUAUUCAAUUUAUUCGAAACUGAAAGCUCUAUUGCGAAAAUUCAGAGUGUUUUGAAAACAAUUACAAAGAGAAAAGGUGAUGCUGCCGUAUUGGCUAAAGAAGGACUGAAAGAAAUUGAAAUUGUAAUGGAGAAUAUCGAAACGCUAGGUGUGAAGUGGCCAGUAGUAGUGGUACCUCUUCUAGUGCAUAAUAUCAACCAACACAGUGGUACAAUUUAUCAAAUAACUUGUGAAGUGAAACGGCGUAGGAGAAAAUGUGGAGAAGAGGUAAUAGCAGCAGGAGGUCGUUACGACAAAAUGAUAUCGUCUUUCAGGAAAAUACUUGAACGCACAGGGAUGGCCAACAAAGAGACCAAGCAAUACGGUGCUGGUAUCAGUAUCUCACUGGAGAAACUUGUCUCCGCUGUCUUGGAAACAUCAGAAUCUUUAGAAAGUAAAUAUGGCAUCGAUGUGGCAAUUUCUUGCCUGGGUAACCCUCAUCGAGAAAAAGAAAUGAUUGACCUUCUGAAAGAAUUCUGGACUUUCGGGUUGAAAGUCACUAUUCUGGAUUUGGUAUCUGUCGAAGAAAUCCUCGAACAUUGUCGAGAACAUUCGAUCAACCAAGUAGUAAUUUUGAAAGCCGGAGAAAAAGGAGCUGUUAGAAUUCAGAGUUGGGAACGCGACAGAUUUCAAGAAAAGAAAAUGACCAAUCAAGAAGUUGGAGAGUUUCUUCAAAGAUUGGACAACUCCAUGCCCAUCCUAAACAGAUCCGAAAGUAAAACAACGACAAAUGAUAAUUUUUUGAGCAGUAACAAUCCAGUUAACAUUAAUAUUAACUUUAUUUUGUCCGAGCGAGACAAACUUUCGGGUAGCUCGAGAAGAAGCUUGAAGAAUAGUAUGCUUGCACAGAUGUCUACAUAUUUUCAAAGAAUCGCGCAUAAAAUUCCAAUUGAAAUUUUCGCAGUCUUUUUGGAAAUGAGCGUAAUUAAAACAAUUAUAAGUUUUUUGGAUAUCGAUGAGGAGAAUCAAGAUUUUCUUAAAAGCAUACAAGUCAUUAUUGAUAAGCAUCCAAGACACAAGAAGUACAUAAAAGAAAUAUGUGAAGAAAUGCGGGAGGCAAGGAGAGAAAAACUACGUCCUGUACUGAUAUUAUAUAGUGUGAUCGAUAGCCAAUACAUGACUCUUUUAUAAAUAAUUUGUCUUUCUACAAAAAUGCAUAAAGGAGUUACAAUAAACGUGUAAUUUGUAACAUAAAUAAGUGAUUAAUAAUAAAAUGAAUUUGUUUUUUUACAUUAAAUAACUACUUUUCAGAAAAUUGUCUUCGAGCUAUAAAGUCACCUGCUGAUGCUUCGGAUGCAAAGUUGUUUAA